UACUUUUUAACAACAAACAGCCGAUUUGACUUUUAGGCCAAUAUUAUUUGUGCAAGUCUCGAGUCAUAACUCCAAUUCUUAACCGCCCAAAAUGUUCAAACACUUUGUUAUAACACUUCCUCUAGUAGAAUAUUUUUGACCUAUUCUUACCUUCUUCUAACUAUGUUUGAUCAUUCCUCUAACUUUCUUCACACAAUUUUUUCCCCAUAUUUUACUUCAUAACUUCCCUCCUUUAGUCACCCCAUUUUCCCUUCUAUUCUUCCUCACAAUUGCACAAUAUAAUGCUUGUUCAUCUACUCCAUCGUCGAGUUUUGUGCAUGUUAGUGAUCUUGGCCAGCAUCACUUCAUGUUUGCAUACACAAGUAUUGGGAAGUCGUCGCGGUAGAUAUCAACUUAUGGAGAGAUCAGCAGCAGUAGUAGAUCACGCUACUCAUCAGAAACAACCACAACAAGAAGAAAGAGUGUCAAAUGAUGAGAUUAACGUUGACAACUUUAAGAGUCGUUGUAGUAGUAAUACUACUUCAUCUGAUUUUGAAGGUUUUGUAGGAAAUAGUAAAAGAGUUGUUCCAACUGGUCCUGAUCCGUUACAUAAUAGGGAUGAUCAGACGUAGAUGGGUCAAAAGCAAAGGCCACAAACACAAAUCACAAACUUUGUACUAACAUUACACUGUUAAUCGUAGUAUAUGGUUGCUCCACUUUCAUUGAUUGAUAAAUGAUUAAUUAGGUGGGGUUUGAAAAUGACCACUUCAGUAAUUUUGUCAAUUUUGUACAACAGCAAUUAUUUAUACUUGUAUUACUUUGCUAAUUUUUAAAAUAUUUUAUUUUUAA
Molecule: messenger RNA, 828 nt
Organism: Chenopodium quinoa (quinoa)
Lineage: Eukaryota; Viridiplantae; Streptophyta; Magnoliopsida; Caryophyllales; Amaranthaceae
Exons: 2
Coding region: 282-611 (109 amino acids)
Source: RefSeq, a predicted model, not a curated record